CUCGAUGGACCUCCCUCCCCCCUCCACUGAGCAGGACACCUCGAUGGACCUCCCUCCCCCCUCCACUGAGCAGGACGCCUCCAUGGACCUUCCUCCCCCCUCCUCUGAGCAGGCCCAGGAUGUUUCCCACGUGUUGGCAAGCAUUUUUAAAGAUGCUUACACUAAAGAAGUCAUUGGGAGAGACACUGUUUCCAAUCUGUCCAAGACCAAAAGGGGCAUAAGUGACUACCAUGAGGAAUACGUUGAAGAGCUUGAACAGAUCCACAGGGAGUACGGCCAGCGUAUGGAACAGAACGAUAUGCUGGAAAGGCACCUCCUGCAGGCCAGAGUCCGGGCCUCAGAGUCCCAGGACAAGGCCCGCCUGCUUGGAGGGGAGGGGGGUCUGUACAAUGGGCUGGGACUCCCUUCAGCAGUCAGGUCCACCUUGGUAUGGUGCGUGGACAACCACCUUCUGAAGGCCAACCACCUGAUUGGUCCUCAGGACUACCAUCCGAGACAGGGCCAGCCCAGCCGGGCGCCGGAAGUGAAGCCCUGCCUGGACUAUGCCAAGCCCACCUUCAGCCACAGCAUGCAUGUGUGCAGAGAGCCCAAGGAGGAGGGCCAUGCGGCUCUGAGCAGGCCCAGGGCCCAGCCUGGCUCCGUCCCUCAGGAGGGGUCAGAACGCAGCGGGACCCUGGAGUCCAGCUUGGACCUCGUGGACCUGAAGAGGAAAAGUCAUUCUGUGCAGAGCUCCCGGGGAUCGGAGCAGAGUCCUUCCGAGGCCAAGCGGGUCAUGCCGUUGAGUGGCAGGAAUCUAGCGGAGGAUUUGGACGGGUUGAGGAAACUCAAAGAGCGGCAGAACUUCCUGCGCAACCCCCGGUUCCUUCCCCCGCAUAUGAACUCUCUGGUCCGACCCCGGAGCAGGGCAGAGACAGGGCCGCUGCAGGGAGACUCGACACUGAGCCCGCUGAGCACCACAGAUGAGUCCGUUCCAGUAUUUCAAGCCUACCCCCGAGUGGUGCUCUUCACUGAAUACACUGUGGGCCAGGUGUACGAGACCUCAGUGGAGUUGAAGAACCUGACAGCCAGCUGCCGUCACGUCAGAGUGCUCCCUCCCACCACAAGCUACUUCUCCAUCGGCCUCGGCCGGUUUCCUGGCGAGGGCGGCAUGGUUGCCCCGGGGAUGAGCUGUAAAUACAUGGUCCGCUUCGCCCCCGACUCCCUGGGGGACUACGAGGACUGCCUGGUGGUGGAGACCCAGGCCCCCUACCCCAUGGUGGUGCCCCUGGUGGCCCGGCGCCCCCCCCCCAUACUGACCUUGCCCCGGGUCCUGGACUGUGGCUACAGCCUGGUGGGGGCGCUGAAGUUUGUGGAGUACCUGUGCUGUAACGAAGGCCUCAGCGCCGGAACCUUCUGCGUCAUCCCCAGGAGCCAGUGGCCAGCCUCUAACCUGAGGUCUGUGGUGAUGACCAGCUUUGCAGAGGAACCUCCGUUUGCUGUCGGUCCUUCAUUGUUUCAGCUCCAACCCGGCCAGGCCACUGUGCUGGAGGUGGUCUUCUUCCCGACGGCUGCUGAGAGCUACAGCCAGGACUUCACGGUGGUGUGUGACAACUGCCAGGUGAAGGAUAUCACGGUUCAGGGCGAGGGGCAGACCAUCGCCCUGGAGUUGAUAUCCGUGUCUGGUGAGAACACACUUCCUGUUGUGGGGGAGGCGCAGGACCUGUCAGCGGAGCACUUUGUGCGCUUCCCUUCAUGUCACCCCCAGUGUGUGGAGCGCAGGGCGGUCAUCAUCAGGAACAACACCGACCUGGAUCUCCCCUUCUUCUGGCAGAUCAUGAGGCCCAACCUGCAGUGGCUGCUCCCAGGAGAGGAGGCCAACCCCGACCGCAUCCUCUUCCACCCGGCCGCAGACCUCGUGUUCAACGUCAGCCCCCUGAUUGGCUGCCUUGCUCCUCGCCUGGACCAGGAGUUUGAAUUCACUUACCUUCCCAAGGAAUUGAAGGACCACCACAGUGUGUGUCAGCUGGUGGUCCGGGACGUUCCCCAGAGUCCCAAAGAGUCCAGUGACAACGGGGCCCCAAAGAUCAGCGACGUGAUCGUCAUGGAGAUCGAGGUUAAGGGGUCGACGGAGCCCUACCACUUGCGCCUGGAGCCCUGCGCCAUCGUCCAUCCUGGGGAGCUGUUCAUGGGCACCCCGACUCGCAUGGGACUCAAGAUGUGGAACCACAGUAAAUCCAGUGUCCUCUUUCACUGGAAGAGAAUGGACGACAGUCACACACUGGAGGUGGAGCCCUGCAGGGGUGAACUAGAGGUGGAGUCGUGUGUGGAGCUGGAUCUGGUGGUGACGGGGGGGAGACCGGGGAGGCUGGUCACCAGCCUGCUGUGCCACAUAGAGCACCAGCAGCAGCCUCUCCGCCUGCCCGUAGAGGUCUGCUUCAAGGGCCCAAGUCUGACCCUCAGUGAGCCCAGCCUGGACCUUGGGCUCCUGAGGUUGGGGGAGGAGAGCCGCACCACCGUCCUCCUAAACAACACCUCCCCCCUGGAGGCCUUCUGGAGCCUGGAUGGGGGCGGCCCUGGAGGAACAGAAGACCAGCCCCCACAGCUGGUGGUGGAGCCGUGCAGAGGGCUGCUGGCCCCUCAGGCGUCCUGCAGUGUCGAGGUGGUGUUCAGAGGGCGGGCCUGCAGACACUUCGAGGCCCUGCUGGAGCUGAGCGUAGAGCAGGGCUCUGGAUGUUACCUGUCAGUGCAGGCAGACGUCCAGACCCCCCAGGUGUGUCUGGUGAGCCCUGAGCUUGCCUUCUCUGAGAUCUACAUGGGGGUCCCCGCCAGGGGGGUCGUGGUCCUGUUCAACCAGACCCUGCUGCCCGCCCACUUCACCUGGAUGCCCCAACUGCAGGGGAAGCAGUCGGCCCUGUGCACCGCCAGUUUCCAGCCCCCCUCCGGGACGUUGGCCCCUCACGCCACCCUGGAGGUCACGGCUGAGUUCACCACACACACGGAAUCAGAGGUGAGGGGUGUGACAGCUCUGUGCCGUGUCCUUGGAAUGGAUCUCCCCGUGGUCUUGGGCUUCAUCUCCAAAGCCAAGCCGCUCUCCGUGUCCUACUCUGUCCCCGGCCAGAGCUCCUCCUCUCCAGACGGGCACGCUGCCCCACUGCUGCUGGACUUUGGAGACGAUAUGGUCCUGAGGAGAGAGGUCACCCUGCAGAUGGCCAUCACCAACCACUCUGCCAUUGCCGCCCCCUUCAAGGUAGAGGCCCGGUACUUUAAGGCUCAUGCUCCUGCGUCCUCAGGAUCCAACAGCCAAUCACAGAAAGGCUUCAAGUACCGAAAGAAGCCGCUCCACUCCGUCCAGGCCAGGAAGCUGGAGCUGAAAGCCCACGAGGACCUCACAGAGGACCUGCUGAGCGGUGGGAGGGGUGCGGUGUUCCUAGCCCGACCCAGCUCCGGGACGCUGGCGUCGUUUGAGACCCGGCUGUUGGACGUCACGGCGUACAGCGACGCGUGGGGCCACUACCGGGACCACCUGGUCUGUACGGUAGGCGGUCUGCGGCCCCGACUCAUCCCCGUCCAGAUGCGUGUCAGCGGCUGUCCGCUGUACUUCCAGAUGUCCGGGCCGCGCCCUGAAGACCAGCACCAGGGGCCCACAUUGCAGUUUGGUACUCACCUGUCGGGGGGAGACACAGUUUCCCGCUGUCUUCGUAUCAUCAACCCCAGCCCAUAUGACGUCCGCCUGGACUGGGAGACCUACAACGUGGAUGCCCAGAACUUGGACCCCCACAAUGUGGACCCCCAGCGGGAGCGGAAGCUUCUGGACAUGGUGGUGGCCUACGGAGACUCCUUCCCCCUUAAGGAUGCCGACGGCAACCAGCUUGUGGGCGGGGCCUUGGCCCUCCCUAACAACAACGUCCAAUCUCUGUGGCAGAGAGAGCACACGCCAAGCUCUGAGCGAACAAGCUCCUCCCUCCAGAGUGAGCCUGAUGUAGUUGGUGACCACUCCCCGACCACAGAGGAAGCAGUGGUGGGAAAGGAGGAAGAGGAGGAGGAAGAGGGGGCUUGCUCUCCACAGCGGCAAAAGAGGAAGCUCUUCUCCGUCUACAUCCGGCCACAUAAAGGCAUCCUCUCCGACUACCCAUACUGCAUCACUCCACAGCAAGUGGUGGUCCCGGCCAAGGGGAGCGCUACCGUCCAUGUCGCCUUCACCCCCCUGAGCCUGUCGUGGGACCUCGGCCAGGCCACCUGCCGGGGCCUGGCCCUGGGCUUCAUGAGUCUGGAGCCUAGGGCGGCGUGUGUCCCAGGUAAGGUUCAGAGGGCCCAGGGUCUGGACCUGGAGCCUGUGAGGGUGGAUCUGCAGGCAGUGGUCAGGGCGGCGCUACUCUCGGUGGAGACGGACGCUGACCACCACGGGGGACUGCAGUUUGACGUCUCCGCCGAUGACCUCCUGCAGGGGGAGUCAGAGAGCCAGAUGUGUGUGCGGGACUUUGAGGUGGGCCAGAUGCUGGUGCUGAGGAACCCCCUGGAGACGCCCCUGUCUUUCAGGCUGGGGACGCAGCCUCCCUUCUCCAUCCUCCACCCUCAGCCCCGCCCUCGCACCAGCAGCUCCAGCAACCCCCCCAACAGUGACGGGUCGCCCCUGCUGCUGCAGCCGCAGCAGAAUCUGAAGGUAAUGGUGUCCUUUCACUGCUCGCUGGCCCUAUUGGAGCAGUCCCAUCUGAAGGAAGUCCCGCCCACAUCUGUCUCACUUGUCUCACCUGUCUCACCUAUCCGCCGUGGCAGUGAGAAGAGGACCCUGAUUUUCCGGCAAAAACUCCAUAUUCAAUACAGCAACAACAGCCUCCAGGUGGUUCCUCUGUGUGCCCGCCUGGCCGUAUCGGGGCUCCGUCUGUCGAGGGACUCAGUGGACUUUGGCAUGUGCUACGUGGGCCGGACCCAGCUGGCCCACGUCACCCUGCUCAGCCAUGGCACCUGCACUUACUGGAGGGCCAGCCUCGAGUCAAGCGAGGCGGACUCCCAUGCCUUCAGCGUGACCCCUGAGAGUGGGGUCCUCAGGGGCCCGGACCCCGCCCUCACCAGGGGCCAGCAGCAUCUGGAGGUCUGCUUCACUGCCAGUGAGGCGAGGGAGUUCAGAGCCACGCUGACCAUCCACGGCGCUCUGAUCCAGCCCAGCCUGAAGCUUCGUCUGUGGGGCCGCGGAGGCUACGAUGAGGCCCUGGGCUCCAGCCUGGGGUCCUACUGACCACACGUCUCCCUGUAAACGCUCUUUAUACCCACACCUCUGCUUUAUUGAUGUGCCUCAUUUCCCAGUGAAAAUAUUUUUUAGAGCAGUAAAGAAUAAAGUUGUUAUAAAAAGUU
Gadus morhua (Atlantic cod) is the source of this 5328-nucleotide messenger RNA. It is a transcript of the gene dlec1, whose product is annotated as DLEC1 cilia and flagella associated protein. Bases 5 to 5212 code for a protein of 1735 amino acids. Gene Ontology annotation, cellular component: cilium; cytoplasm. Gene Ontology annotation, biological process: negative regulation of cell population proliferation. Gene Ontology annotation, molecular function: tubulin binding. Lineage: Eukaryota; Metazoa; Chordata; Actinopteri; Gadiformes; Gadidae. The transcript is spliced from 38 exons. The record is from RefSeq and is a predicted model, not a curated record.